AUGCCAGACGUGCAUUCCCUGGUGAAUGAUUUCCUUAUCAAGCUUAAAAAACGUAAUAUUGAGGGCUCACAGGCCACAGCAAAGCUGACGGCGGAAUUACUUCGGUCCGUGAUUUCAUCACAGCGGGUACCCUACACAAAUCAAGCUGGUGCGUUGAUAGAUGCUGUUAAAGCUGUUGGGGAGCAGCUGAUUGCUGCAAAUCCUAUUGAGCUGGCUGUGGGUAAUAUUGUGAGGCGUGUUCUGCACAUUAUUAGGGAGGAGGAUCUUUCUCUCACUACAGCUGCUAUGGCUGGGUUGAACAUGUCGACUGUUAGUGAUGAUGAAGAUGAUGGUGAGCGCGACAACCAUCCGGUUCUAUCUGCUGCUGUUGUUGCUGCUGCUGCAAGAAGCACACUGCGUCCACCAUCUUUGCAAACGCUUCUUGAGGACAUGCCUGAUGCAGCAGCUGUUCCUCACACUUCUUCAUCUGGGGGUGAUUCUGAAGAAAAAACCAAAUCUGCUGAUAAAAGUUCAAGAAGUCGGAAACUGAAGCAUGAUGUCAUUGAAGCAGUCAAUGAACUUAUACAAGAUAUUGGCACUUGCCAUGAACAGAUUGCCGAGCAGGCAGUUGAGCACAUUCACCAGAAUGAGGUUAUAUUAACUUUAGGCAGUUCAAGAACAGUACUGGAAUUUCUUUGUGCUGCAAAUGAGAAAAAAAGAUCAUUUCGGGUAUUUGUUGCAGAGGGAGCUCCAAGGUAUCAGGGCCAUCUUCUAGCUAAAGAAUUGGUUGCAAGAGGUUUGCAAACCACGCUGAUCACUGAUUCAGCAGUUUUUGCCAUGAUAUCCAGAGUGAACAUGGUUAUAGUUGGCGCUCAUGCUGUCAUGGCCAAUGGUGGUGUUAUAGCACCUGUUGGGUUGAAUAUGGUUGCACUUGCAGCGCAAAGGCAUGCCGUCCCUUUUGUUGUACUUGCCGGCAGUCAUAAGUUGUGCCCUUUGUAUCCUCACAAUCCUGAAGUGUUGCUGAAUGAGUUAAGAUCACCUUCUGAGCUGCUGGAUUUUGGAGAAUUUUCCGAUUGCAUGGAUUUUGGAAGUGGCACUGCUUCCCCGCUCCUUCAUGUUGUCAAUCCUACAUUUGAUUAUGUGCCACCAAAGCUUGUCAGUUUAUUUAUCACUGAUACAGGAGGGCAUAAUCCAUCAUACAUGUACCGGCUCAUCGCAGAUUAUUAUUCUGCUGAUGAUUUAGUGGUCCAACGAAGACCUGCUAUAGGAAGUUGA
Messenger RNA from Prunus armeniaca (apricot), 1254 nucleotides. The record is from the annotation of a GenBank genome assembly. Lineage: Eukaryota; Viridiplantae; Streptophyta; Magnoliopsida; Rosales; Rosaceae.